AUGUCCAGCUCAGGUGAGGCAGAGCUCCUACACACAUUUAAGGGGAUUCCCUUUACCACCAGGUCUUCUCCAGAGCUUUUAAAAUCCUUGGAUACUUUUGAUGCUAGAGAAGAUGAUGUCCUUUUGGUUUCCUAUCCCAAAUCUGGCACUCACUGGCUUGCAGGAGUUAUAACAAAGCUUUACGAUGCUCAAGUCACAGUAACAUCUCCCAUUGAACUUGGAGACAUUUCCCAGCUGGAGGAGCUGAAUAAACUCUCAUCGAAGAGAAUCAUCCCAACACAUUUAGACUACAACAUGUUGCCUCCAAAUUUUAAGAAUAAGAAAUGCAAGAUGAUCUACAUCAGCAGAAAUCCAAAAGACACUGCAGUUUCCAUGUUUCAUUACUACAGAGAUAACCCAAACCUUCCCACUGUAGACAGCUGGACUGCUUUCUUUGACCUGUUCUUAAAAGGCAAUGUUGUCUGUGGAUCCUGGUUUGAUCAUUUCCUAAGCUGGGAAGAACAUGAAGAUGAGAAAAAUAUCCUCUUUUUGUUCUAUGAAGACAUGAAGAAGGAUCUCCCUAAGGUUGUAAAGGAAAUUACUCUGUUCCUGAAUUUAAAUGUCAGUGAUGCUGAUAUCCAAGACAUCUGCAAGAAGUCCUCAUUCUCAGAGAUGAAGAAUGACACAGAAAAGGAGAACAGCGACCCCAGUCACACCGUGUGUGCUCUGACAUCCAACAGGAAGCUGAUUUUCCGAAAAGGUACUAUUGGUGAUUGGAAGAACUACUUCACUCCGAAGCAGAAUAUUAGGUUUCAGGAGAUAUUUAAUGAGAAAAUGAAACUCAGCAAGAUGGCAAACAGUUUCAUCUAUGAGUGCUGA
Messenger RNA from Camarhynchus parvulus, 858 nucleotides. RefSeq names its product sulfotransferase 6B1-like. The transcript has 6 exons. The record is from RefSeq and is a predicted model, not a curated record. NCBI's taxonomy places the organism in Eukaryota, Metazoa, Chordata, Aves, Passeriformes, Thraupidae. Gene Ontology annotation, cellular component: cytoplasm. Gene Ontology annotation, molecular function: sulfotransferase activity. Gene Ontology annotation, biological process: sulfation. Bases 1 to 858 code for a protein of 285 amino acids.